UCUGAUUAGACCCUGUCUCCCAAUUCCUCCAAGGAUUACGGCCUCAGGCAGGACUCACGAGAGGUCUAGCCUCUGCUUGCACACUCCUGAGACAGGGAGCUCACCCCCUACCAAUGCAUCCUCUCCUACUCACUCACCUCCUCCUACCUCCUCCCAGGGUGUCCACUGAGGCCACACCAAGAACAGGGUCUAGCCCUUGCAGGAGACCCCUCAGAUGUCUGCAAAUGUCCUGGAGUCUUGGGCCAGGGCUGGGGGAGCAGGGGUGGCAGGAGCUGGCCUUGAUGUCUCCUCCCCUUCCUGCCCGCCCUUCUUCCAGGGCACCCAGCAGCUCAGUCCUCUGGGCGUGUUGACAGACAGAUGGGCGGACGCAGCCUACCUCCUGGGCGUGCAGCUGUGGUCUGAGGCCCCCGCCCAGCUGGAAACCACAGCGGGAGGGGAGGGAAGGGAGGGGAGAGAAGAGAGGAGGGGAGAAGAGAAGAGAGGAGACCACCAUGGGGCCGUGGAGUCGAGUCAGCGUGGCCAAAUGCCAGAUGCUGGUCACCAGCCUCUUUGUCCUGCUGCUGGGCCUUGCCGUGGCCACCAUGGCGGCUCUCACCUACUUCGGGGCCCACUUUGUGGUCAUCGGCCGCGCAUCAUCAGAGAGGACCUCCUAUGAGGCCAGGCACCGCUGGGCCUUCUACGUGGGCAUCAGCCUGGCUGGGCUCCUGACCCUGGGCGCCGUGCUGACCGCCGUAGCCACUGUGAGGGAGGCCGGGGGCCUCAUGGCUGGGGGCUUCCUGUGCUUUGCUCUGGUGUUCUGCGCCCUGGUGCAGGUGGCCUUCUGGAGACUCCGAAACCCCGCCCAGGUGGAGGAUGCCGUGCUGGACACCUACGAUCUGGUGUAUGACCAUGCAGUGAAGAGCUCGUCCGGCGUCUGGCGGCAGGAGCUGGUGGCCAUCCAGGACAUGUUCCUGUGCUGUGGAAAGGGCUCUCCUUUCAGUCUCCUGGGGAGCUCGGAGGCUGACCUGUGUCGGGGAGCGGAGGCUGCGAGACAGGACUGCCUGCAGGGCAUCGGGCGCUUCCUGAGCACUCACCGAAACAUCAUCUUCACCCUGACCAGCAUUGGCCUCGCCUCCAUGGUGUACGCGAUGCUGCUCAGCUCCUUUCUCUGGUUCGCCAUCCGCUCUGGCCGCAGCUUGGACCACAAAGGCAGAUACACCCUGAACCCACGGUAGGCCCCCGCCCGCCCCUCUACCACCUCCCCGAGGGGGUCCCACAGCCCUGCAGAUGGAGGGGGGCCGGCACUCAAGCUGACUCCCUGGCCAGAGAGCGGAUGCCACUUCCCACUCCCGAGAUGUCUUUGCCUCCGCCCAGCCUUAUGGGACCCCUGGACCAAGGGCCGAGGCUGAUACUCCAGGAGAGGCGCUUUGGGGGUGGCUGGUCACUGAGGGAGGGGGGCAGUUGGAAAGUUGCCAGGCCAGCAUGCAUUCCGUUCUACAGCCUGCACAGGGACCCCCUCUGCUCACCCCCAAUCCCUGCCAAGGCCUGGCCUCACAAGUGCCAUCUCCGCUAAUGCCGAGAGACGGAUGCUUCUGGGGCCCCCAAACUACAGCCCCAAGCCAGGACCUCUGAUCUUGGGGAACCCCAGGGCUUCCCAUGCACAGGGAGCAGGGAAGACCCAGACCCAGCAGCCAAGAGGCCCCUCCUGACCCUCGGCGCUUGCAGACGUUCCCACCUGCCAUCUCCUCUACUCGCCCCA
This is a messenger RNA of Ceratotherium simum simum (southern white rhinoceros), 1738 nucleotides long. RefSeq names its product tetraspanin 32 (gene TSPAN32). Gene Ontology annotation, cellular component: membrane. NCBI's taxonomy places the organism in Eukaryota, Metazoa, Chordata, Mammalia, Perissodactyla, Rhinocerotidae. The record is from RefSeq and is a predicted model, not a curated record.